Gorilla gorilla gorilla (western lowland gorilla) is the source of this 5227-nucleotide messenger RNA. RefSeq names its product PNKD metallo-beta-lactamase domain containing (gene PNKD). NCBI's taxonomy places the organism in Eukaryota, Metazoa, Chordata, Mammalia, Primates, Hominidae. Gene Ontology annotation, molecular function: hydroxyacylglutathione hydrolase activity. The transcript has 9 exons. The record is from RefSeq and is a predicted model, not a curated record. The coding region runs from base 2408 to 3385 and encodes 325 amino acids. Gene Ontology annotation, cellular component: mitochondrion.
UGGAAGGCAAAAUUGAGAGGGAUCCUGUUUUGGUUGCAUAUGCCAGGGAGAGGGCUAAAUGCAACUGCGAGGACAGGGGGCCUUUCCCAGAAAGAGAAGAAGCAGGAUGGGGAGCUGACCAUGGGGGCUGUCACUCGCCAAUUCUGCAGGCAGAUGGAGGGAGAGCCUAAGCUAAGUGGCUUAGAGAGUCCUGUGGAAGCCCUUGGCAGGGCAGGGCACAGGGCUGGGGAGAGGCACUAGGUCCUUAGGCUGCUCUCCCCUUCCCUUCCUCCUUCCCCAUCUCAGCCCUGCCUUCUCCUGCUUUGCCCAAAGAUCAAGACCUCAGGCCAGCAAGGACUGCAACCUGUCCUUAGCCCACAUCCAAGCCAGGCACAGAUCUCCCAUCCCUCUGCCACCCCACCCUCUCCACCUUCAGCACCCCCUCUAUCCAGGCCCCUGUCUCUCUCCCACCUGGAUGACUCGGUACCUCCUGCCCCUUUUCUCCACUUAGCAGCCCAGUGAGCUCUCAGAAAGGGAGUCUGAUCCUGUGCACCCUGUUCUAACAACCACCAGCCAUUUUCCACUCUCUGCAUGGCCUGGCCCGUGCCCACCUCACCAACCCCUUCUCCAGCACUAUUGGUCCCUCCAGCCCUGCCCAAAGACUCCGAGGCCUCCUGACAAUUCCUAAAAUUCCACACUCCUCCUGCCUUGGUGCCACAUCACCCAGAACCGUCCAUGCCGCUGGCUCGGUCUUGCAGUUUCUAGCACGAGUGUCACCCUCUGGGGAUGAGGCCUUCCCUGGGCACCCUGUCUACAGUAGGGCCUCUUCCCUUCCGGCCACUCUUUUCCACCCCCAGCCAUAGUUACUGGCAGUUUGCUGACUAAUCCGGUUUCUGGUUUAAUGUCUGUUGGCCCUCCCUUUCCCCACAUUACAAGCUCCCCGAAAGCAGGACCCCUUCUGCCUUGUUUCUGCUGUCUCCACUGUGUCCAUCAUGCACAGUAUUUGCCAGAUACAGCGAGUGACAGGGAGGGGCCUUGUUUACUGCAGCUUCUUGGUGCAGAGUCCCUGCCCGCACAGGGACAGAACCUGGGAACAUGUAGUCAGCAUUUAGUAAGGGGAGGCGGGGAGCUUAUCACCCCUCCCAGAUGUGCAUGACCCUGCUCUAGCAGCUGGGAGGACUUCCUGGCUGAAUUUGGGAAGGAAACAACAGUUGCUAAACAUCUUCCACUUGCCAGGCUCUCGGCUGAGUGCUUUACAUUAGUUUUCUUAUUUUAGGCACUUAAUCUUCACACAGUCCUUCGGGGUAAGUCACAGCAUUGCCAUGUUAUAGAUGAGGAACCUCAUCUGUGAAACUCAUGACUUGCCCAAGGUCACAGAGUCAACAGGGGCCAGGCUAUGAUGGGAGCCCAGAUCUUUCUGUUGCCAGAGCCUCUGUUCUUUCCAUAAGCCCAUGUAGCGAGAAAUGAAGACAGGAAUGGGACUCAGGCAUCGGUGCAAGGUGGUGUCUGUCAGAGGAAAGGGUGAUUUUAUUUAAUUUUAUUUUUUAACUUUUCAUUUUGGGCCAGGCGCCGUGGCUCACACCUAUAAUCCCAACACUUUGGGAGGCCAAGGCGGGUGGAUCACCUGAAGUCAGGAGUUCCAGACCAGCCUGGCCAACAUGGUGAAACCCUGUCUCUACUAAAAAUACAAAAAUUAGCCGGGCAUGGUGGCGGGCACCUGUAAUAGCAACUUCUAAGGAUGCUGAGGCAGGAGAAUUGCUUAAACCCGGGAGAUGGAGGUUGCAGUGAGCCGAGAUCAUGCCACUGCACUCCUGCCCGGGUGACAGAGCAAGUCUCAGUCUAAAAACAAACAAACAAACACAACUUUUCAUUUUGAAAUGAUUUCAGACUUGUCAAAAUAGUAUAUAGCAUUCCCAUAUGCCUCUUGCCCCUGAAUACUACCGUCUUUCAUAAUCGCAGUACAGUCAUCAAAACCAAGAAAUUAACAUCAAUACUAUCCUAUGAAGUACUCUCAGAGCUUACUCAAAUUCACUAUUUUUCCCCACUGUUGCCCUUUCUCUGAUCUAGAAUCCAGUCCAGAAUCCCACGUUGCGUUUGUCUCCUGGUCUCCUCCAGUCUGGGACAGUUUCUCAGUCUAUCUUUCAUCUUGUCAAUACAUUUGAAGAGUAGAGCCUGGGCAACAUUUGAAGAGUAGAGCCUGGGCAAUCAUCUCUACUAAAAAUUUAAAAAACUAGCUGGCAUGGUGGCAUGCACCUGUAGUCCCAACUACUCAGGAGGCUGAGGCGGGAGGAUCGCUUGAGCCCAGGACAUUAAGGCUGCAGUGAGCUAUGGAUCACAUCACCGCACUCUUGACCUGGGCGACAGAGCAAGACCCAAAAAAAGAAUUAUAGAUUUGCAUUUUUGGCACAAAUACCACAGAAGUGAUCUUAUGCCCUCCUCGGUGCAUCAUACCAAGAGGCAAAUGAUGUCUAUAUAUUGUUACUGGUACAGCCUGUACACCCGCACCUGGCUCGGGUACCUCUUCUACCGACAGCAGCUGCGCAGGGCUCGGAAUCGCUACCCUAAAGGCCACUCGAAAACCCAGCCCCGCCUCUUCAAUGGAGUGAAGGUGCUUCCCAUCCCUGUCCUCUCGGACAACUACAGCUACCUCAUCAUCGACACCCAGGCCCAGCUGGCUGUGGCUGUGGACCCUUCAGACCCUCGGGCUGUGCAGGCUUCCAUUGAAAAGGAAGGGGUCACCUUGGUCGCCAUUCUGUGUACUCACAAGCACUGGGACCACAGUGGAGGGAACCGUGACCUCAGCCGGCGGCACCGGGACUGUCGGGUGUACGGGAGCCCUCAGGACGGCAUCCCCUACCUCACCCAUCCCCUGUGUCAUCAAGAUGUGGUCAGCGUGGGACGGCUUCAGAUCCGGGCCCUGGCUACACCUGGCCACACACAAGGCCAUCUGGUCUACCUACUGGAUGGGGAGCCCUACAAGGGUCCCUCCUGCCUCUUCUCAGGGGACCUGCUCUUCCUCUCUGGCUGUGGACGGACCUUUGAGGGCAACGCAGAGACCAUGCUGAGCUCACUGGACACUGUGCUGGGGCUAGGGGAUGACACCCUUCUGUGGCCUGGUCAUGAGUAUGCAGAGGAGAACCUGGGCUUUGCAGGUGUGGUGGAGCCCGAGAACCUGGCCCGGGAGAGGAAGAUGCAGUGGGUGCAGCGGCAGCGGCUGGAGCGCAAGGGCACGUGCCCAUCUACCCUGGGAGAGGAGCGCUCCUACAACCCGUUCCUGAGAACCCACUGCCUGGCGCUACAGGAGGCUCUGGGGCCGGGGCCGGGCCCCACUGGGGAUGAUGACUACUCCCGGGCCCAGCUCCUGGAAGAGCUCCGCCGGCUGAAGGAUAUGCACAAGAGCAAGUGAUGCCCCCAGCGCCCCCAGCCCAGCCACUCCCGCAUGGGGAGGCCACCACCACCAACACCUCAUCAUCCUUCUCAUCGCUAACACCACCACCUCCAUCGGCACCCAAGCGGGCAUCAUCCCCCACACUGCUCAGGGGAGGGGAGGGAUCAGGCGAUGAGACUGUGAGGCCAAGAGAAGGGGGCCGGUUGGAGGCUGGGAACCCUGCAGCGCGAGGCUGCCUCAUCAACGGCAAGAGGAAAGGAGGGGUCUCGGGACAUCUCCAGACCCUACCAACUGGGAGGGUCCCCUCCUCCUUCCCUACUCCUGGGACGGCAGCAAGGACAUGGGGGCUGCUGUUAGCUUCUCCGUCAGGAGGCCUCAUCUCACUGUAGCCCUGGAACCCAGGGUGGAGGGGCCCACGAUCAGGUUGAGUCCAUCUUGCCCUUCCCCCAUCCAGGGUUGGGAAAGAAGCUCAGCCCCUCACAGUGGCCUCAAGUGUGAUGCCUUGCAAAAGCACCACUCAGAGGGGCAGCUGGACUCUGGUGUCCUGAGACUCUGCCCUCUUCCCACAGCCUCCCUGCCCCACCCAUCCCUGGAAAGCCAUUUUUCAGACAGAGCCAUUCCUAAGAACACUGAAGGGCUGGAAGGCUGGCUGGCCACUCUUCUGCCUCAGUGGUCUCCCUACAGCCUGGAAGAAGGAGGGUCCUGAUUGCCAAGGAAACCUCCUUAUUGGGCUAAGGAGACACUGGAGUCUGGAGUGUGGAGCCCCACAGUCUUGCAGGUCACACGCUCUCCUUGCACAUCUGGCCUGGUUGUACCCACUGGCCUCUGCCUCUGCCCUGGGCCAAAAGGGCCCCUCCUUGCCAGGGGAAAGACAGCCACGGUCCUCUUUGGCCGCUGCUGUAUUCUCAUUUUGGCCCUUGUUCUUAGGCCCGUCUGCCUGCCUUCCUCCAUCUAACUAAUCUUUCCUGUUUUAUCCGCAGCCCUUUUCUUCUUUGAGUUAGUAAAGAUUUAUUCUGUAACCUGACACUCAUCUGGCCCUUUGCAGUUUGCCAGCCAUAUUCCCAUGUGAUUUCCCACUGGGUCCAGGCCCCCACCCGGCUGGCAGGAGGGGGCUCUGACGUGCAGGUUGGAAAUCAGAAGUCUGUGAGCAGAGCGCGGGAGUGCAUGGCAGCUCUGGGUCCCAGACCUGGCCCGACCCCUCUGCUUCACCUCCAGCUCUGCUGCUCCUCUACUCUUGGGUCGAGAUCCCUUUGGAGCCACAGCAAGGAACCCUGUGGUCCUCAGGCAGGUGUACCUUGAGUCAGCCAGGAGCCCUCUUUUCCUGUGCCAAAGCCUGCCCUCGGGCUCUGCUCACCUCUGGUGACCCUCUAAGAUGCCUCUGCCCUCAGUUUCCCCUCAUGAUCUGGCCUCUGCCCCCUUCUCCAGCCACAGCCUCUAGUACACUUUAGCAAUACCACCAGACUAGUUAGAGUUCCCCACUCACCAAGCAAGACAUGCAGUUUCAUGCCUCUGUGCCUUCGCUCAUGCUGUUUCUUCCGACUGGAAUGCCUUCCCCUGCUCCUCCUGCCUUGUCUGCCUGGCAAGUUCAUCUCUCAUGAUCCCCUCAAAGGCCCCCUCCUCCAGGAAGGCAACCCCUGUGCCCCUCCCCUCCAGGCUACCUCUGCACUUUGUCAAUGCUUCUCUUGUGGCACUUAUCACACUGUAUUUUACUUGUUUACAUGUUUGUCUCCCCUUCUAGACUGUGAAUCCUUAAGGGCAUGGACUGUAUCUUAUGCAUCUCUGUAUUUCUGCGCCUAGCAUGGUGCCUAGCACACAGUAGGCGCUCAGUAAAUGUUGAAUGAAUGAAUGAUUUAAUCAAGA